AUGACAGCAGAAGAGACUAUCAAUGUGAAGGAGGUGGAGGUCAUCAAGGUGAUCCUGGACUUUCUAAACUCCAGGAAGCUGCACAUCAGCAUGUUGGCUUUAGAAAAGGAGAGUGGGGUCAUCAAUGGACUCUUUUCUGACGACAUGCUAUUUCUCAGGCAAUUGGUACUUGAUGGGCAGUGGGAUGAGGUCUUGCAGUUCAUCCAACCACUUGAAUGCAUGGACAAGUUUGACAGAAAAAGGUUUCGUUACAUUGUUCUAAAGCAGAAGUUUUUAGAAGCUCUUUGUGUAAAUAAUGCUAUGUCUGCAGAGGAUGAACCACAAAAUCUUGAGUCCACUAUGCAGGAAGCAGUGAAAUGUCUUCAUGGACUUGAGGAGUUCUGUCCAUCAAAAGAAGACUACAGUAAACUGUGUCUGCUGCUCACUCUGCCUCGACUGACCAAUCAUGCUGAAUUCAAGGACUGGAAUCCCAGCACAGCUAGAGUCCAGUGCUUUGAAGAGGCCUGCAUAAUGGUCGCAGAGUUUAUUCCUGCAGACAGGAAGUUAAGUGAAGCUGGGUUUAAAGCCAGUGGAGACAGACUCUUCCAGCUGCUUUUGAAGGGAGUUCUCUAUGAAUGCUGCGUCGAGUUUUGCCAGAGCAAGGCAACCGGGGAGGAGAUCACAGAGAGUGAGGUGCUGCUGGGAGUGGACAUGCUGUGUGGUAACGGCUGUGACGACUUGGACCUGUCUCUUCUGUCCUGGAUGCAGAAUCUUUCCCACAAUGUGUUCACCUGCGCCUUUGAACAGAAACAGCUCAACAUCCACGUGGACCGCUUAGUCAAACCUGUGAAAACCGGCUAUGCAGACCUCCUUACCCCUCUUAUUAGCAAGCUGUCUCCUUACCCCUCCUCCCCCCUGCGGCGCCCACAGUCUGCAGACACGUACAUGUCCCGCUCUCUGAACCCGGCGCUGGACGGUCUGUCGUUCGGGCUCACGGGACAGGACAAAAGGGCAGGAGGGGGGGAGACAGGAGUGGGGAAAGGCGUGUCUCCAAUGUCUCACUCGUUUGCCAACUUCCACUAUCCUGGAGCAGGUGGACAAAGCCAAAGCCGUAGUCUCAUGAUGGAAACCUCUGAUUGCCACAGUAUAUUUGAGGAAUCCCCAGAAACGUCGAGGACAGAAACCCCGGUGGAGAAGAUGAUGAGCUCCGGCAGCACUCCAUCCACAAGACCGGCCUCAGCUCCGGGAGAGGACGCUCCGUCACCGGGCUCAGCUGACAUGAACGAGCUCCGUGACUCCACAGAGAAGUAUGAGGAGUUCUACAGGCAGCGGCUCCGUGUUCAGCAGCACCUGGAGCAGAAGCAGCAGCAGAGGCAGUUGUAUCAGCAGAUGCUGCUGGAGGGAGGGGUGCAGCAGGAGCCUCCACCGGCGGACAUGCACCACAGUCUGACAGAGAAGUUUCUGAACAGGUCCAUACAAAAACUGGAGGAGCUCAAUGUGGGCAUGGAGAAUUUAGGGGAGGACGUGAAGUCUUUGACCCAACAGUAUAAUGUGAAUGGAAACUCCCCUGGGCCCGAGAACAACAAUAACCCCCCGUUGACGAGCCCAGAGAAGAGCAGUGGGCAAGGAGGGGUGAUCAGCAGUACCCCUCAGCCCACACUAGGGGGUCGCACGGUCCCACCUCCCACUGAAUCUCCUGUCGCACAAAGCGGGCAGAAACUGAAAGGACUAAGUGACUCUCCCGGCCCACUGACACGGAGCAAAGAGGUUGACAAAUCCAAGGCCCUCUUUGUGGCAGUGAACACUCUGGAAGACUCUCAGGCGGUCCGUGCUGUCGCCUUCCAUCCGUCCGGGGCUCUGUACGCUGUGGGGUCCAACUCUAAAACCUUGCGAGUGUGUGCUUACCCCGACACAUUAGACAAAAGUGGGAACAGUCCAGUGAAGGCACCAACUGUGCGCUUCAAACGGAACAAGCAUCACAAAGGCUCUAUCUACUGCGUGGCCUGGAGUCACUGUGGAAAGCUCCUGGCCACCGGCUCCAACGACAAAUUUGUCAAAGUUCUGCCGUUCAGCGCUGAGACAUGCAACGCCACAGGCCCAGACCUGGAGUUCAGCAUGCACGACGGCACCAUCAGAGACCUGGCCUUCAUGGAGGGGCCGGAGAGCGGAGGGGCCAUCCUCAUCAGUGCAGGGGCUGGAGACUGUAACAUCUACACCACCGACUGUCAGAGAGGCCAGGGAUUACACGCCCUCAGUGGACACACAGGACACAUUCUCUCACUGUACACAUGGGGCGGGUGGAUGAUUGCCUCUGGAUCUCAGGACAAGACUGUGCGGUUUUGGGACCUGAGAGUUCCCAGCUGCGUUCGUGUUGUGGGAACUGCUUUCCACGGAUCAGGAAGCCCGGUGGCCUCUGUGGCGGUGGAUCCGAGUGCUCGCCUCCUCGCCACAGGGCAGGAGGACAGCGCCUGUAUGCUGUACGACAUGAGAGGAGGGCGCAUCGUGCAGGUUUAUCGCCCGCACAGCAGUGACGUCCGCUCUGUGCGCUUCUCUCCCGGAGCACACUACCUCCUCACCGGCUCCUAUGACCAGAAGGUUAUGGUGGCCAACCUCCAAGGUGAUUUGACAAAGCCGCUGCCUCUGACUGUUGUGGGGGAGCACGGAGACAAAGUGAUCCAGUGUCGCUGGCACACUCAGGACCUGUCGUUCCUCUCCUCCUCUGCUGACCGCACUGUCACUCUCUGGACGCACACUCAGUAG
This is a messenger RNA of Knipowitschia caucasica, 2739 nucleotides long. Lineage: Eukaryota; Metazoa; Chordata; Actinopteri; Gobiiformes; Gobiidae. The record is from the annotation of a GenBank genome assembly.